Daktulosphaira vitifoliae (grape phylloxera) is the source of this 2814-nucleotide messenger RNA. RefSeq lists its product as uncharacterized. The coding region runs from base 147 to 1778 and encodes 543 amino acids. The record is from RefSeq and is a predicted model, not a curated record. The transcript is spliced from 3 exons. NCBI's taxonomy places the organism in Eukaryota, Metazoa, Arthropoda, Insecta, Hemiptera, Phylloxeridae.
AAAAAAAUUUUUUCCCAAAGACUAAUCAUCAAAUAAGGUAGAAGAAAAUUCAUAUAAAUCAUACUCAACAACCUUUCACAAUUAGUGUCGAUUUUCUUUUCAAAUUCAACUCAUUAGAAUAUGAAAUUAACAAAAUAAGUGGCAACAUGAAAUUGUUGUUAUAUUUGACUUUUAUGAUGUACUUAUAUGUGUUCUCAUGUGGUUACACAAACUAUUUACAGUGCUCCCAUACUCGUUAUUUUCUAAACUUUUUUAACCAUAAUGAAAGAUUUUUGUUAGAAUUCGAAAAUAAUAAAGACUAUAUAACUAUCGAAAAUGUUAUGAACUAUGGCAAGGCACUUCAAACACACAGCAAAGUAAUUAUGAUAUUUUUGGAUGACUUGAUAAACAAUAAUAUAGGUAAUUUUCCUUAUACUUUAAUGACGGUAAAUAUGUAUUUAAAUAAUGUUUCUGGAUCUUUAAAUAUGAUUACUCUAAACGAAGAUGAUAAAAAAAAUGAUGCUGAAAAAUUAUUAGAAGGCUAUAAGGUAAUUCAUCACGCAGUUAAAGAACAACUAAGAGAUUACAUUAAUCAAUAUUGUAAAAACAAAUUAUUUUAUGAAAAUGUGGUGAGUUGCAAUCCUUUUAUAUUUCAAAACCAAUAUACUACUACUAAUCUAAUAACUAUUAAUAAUAAUCUUAAGGAUAGAAUACUGAUGAAGUUUAAUUUAACAAUAAAAAGAAAUUCAUACGAAUAUUAUCAUCCGAAAUAUAUUUUGUUUUACGAUAUAAUGACUCAACAAAUUCUCAACAAUGAAAAUAAUAUUAUAAAAAUAGAUAAUGGUCAACACAUAGUAUUAAAUUUACUCCGAUUUACUCCACUAAACGUAAAAUGCACUGAUGGUACUCGUUUAACUAUACAAGACGUAUUUGAAUACAUAAAAUAUGAUUUUAAUUCUAAGGAUGUUUUACCAUACAUAAAGAUGGUAAUUGUGGCUACGUUUCGUCCAAUAGCAAUUCUUAUUCGUAACUUUUUAACCUUAAUUCAAGUUACAUUUUCAGAGAAUUCAGAUAGUGUAACAUACUGGUUAAAAUCGACAUUAAUUAAAAUGGGUCGAAAAAUAAUAAAUUAUCUAAUAGAAUUCAUUUCCCUUAGUGUGUUUAAUGAGGAACGAACAAUAUUUCUAGAAAGUAUCUCUAGUAGAUUUAUUCAAAUCUUAAACUUUUAUACUAUAAUAAAAGACUUGUCCAAUAUUGAUAAUAAAAAUAUUAAUAUAUUAAUUGAAUUACUUUCACAAUUCUUCAUCAAAAACAAAUUAUACUUUACACCCGAUAUAGUUUUAACCAAGGAAAAUAUUACUGAAAAUAAUGCCGAUGAUAUUAAAAAUCAAUUAGAAAAAAUCAUGCAAAAAGUUGUUAUCUAUCUGUUUGAUUUAAAAAAAUGGAAUUACUAUUUUAAUUUUAUUGCAAGAAAAUUUAAAAUUCGGUCUUUCAGUGUUUCAAAUUAUAAUAAUUUUAUUGAUUCUAAAGUUUUAGAUUAUAUUUGUAAUACUGAAGCGCAUUCUGAAAUAUAUAAUGCUAGUGAGAAAUAUAGUAAUAAAAUUGAUAUAGGACAUUAUGAAGACGUGGAUGAUGUAAAUGAAGAUUAUUAUUACUAUUGGAAGAUUAUUACAACAUUUAACUUAGAAGAUGUAAAAGAUGACCAUGAUGAAAAUGAAAUUAAUACGAACGAUUCCUUUGAAAAUCAAUCAACUUAUAAACCUCUUUACAUGAUUGAUUAUUUGCCAUACAACAUUUAAUAGUGCAGAAAUACUGAGGUAAAAUAGAAAAAAAGUUAUAAUUUUAAUAAUUGUUAUAACUUUCAAAAUAUUAGUCAAAAGUUGACAUACCAGUCAUUUUUUUUUAAUUUAUAAAUAAAUAUGCAGAGUGAUUCAUUAAUGAUAAGACACUAAUUUUCUCGGUAACUAUUAAACAUUUUAAAUUUUUGGUUAGAAAUAUAUUGUUUGAUUAAAAAAACUACAAUAAUAUGAAGUAAAAACAUGAUUUUUUUCAUCCCUUUAAAGUUAAAAAACAUAAUUUUGAAUUUUCUUAGAUUGGAGCCCUAUUUUGAAUUUGUUAUUAUGAUUCAAGAUAAAAAUGCAAACAACUUUACUCUUAUAAUUUUUUUUUCUGAUCAAACGUUCGUCUGUUACAGCUUGUUUAAGUUAAAUGAUUUUGGACUAAAUUUCUAUUGUUAUUAUAAUGUUAAGGAUACAGAAGUCACUUAUUAUCUAUGGUGUAGUAUAAACUAAUUUUUAUUAAGUUAGAUAGCAAAAAUAAUUUAUGACAUACUAAUUAAGCGAUAAUUAUCUAUUAUUAUAAUAAUAGUAAUAGAUUCAAAUCGCGUCUUUACUAUAUUAUUAAUUGUUUUUAUUAUAAUUAAUAGCAUAGUCUAUCAGUUUGUAAGACGAACUGUAAUACUGAAGAAUCAAUGUCUUUAAAAAACCUAACCCUUUGUUUAGUAUAAUGAUCCUUAAAAUAAUCUAAUAAUACAAUAAUGCUAUCAUUAUCAUUGCUUACAUAAAGAUAUCUUUAUAUUUGUUGAUAGAUACGUAUUAAAAGUUGUAGCAUAACCUCAUAAACUAAAUUGAGUUAAUUACUAAUUCUCGCGGUACUACAAUCAUGCUCCAAUAAAAAUUCUUGUUCAUUAUUCAAUAAGCCUUAAUAUAACCUUAGAACACUGAAUUAAGUAUUAAAUUAAGUCAACAUCUGUAUACAAACUCUCGUUAUUGAACGUUUUUGUAUAUUAAUUAUAAGUUAACAUUAUUUAAUUAUGAUAUAAAUAUAGUGAUUCAA